Auanema sp. JU1783 is the source of this 1461-nucleotide messenger RNA. The record is from the annotation of a GenBank genome assembly. Lineage: Eukaryota; Metazoa; Nematoda; Chromadorea; Rhabditida; Rhabditidae.
AUGAAUUGGCUGCUCGUCUCCAUAUUCGCAACACAGAUUUAUUCUAUAUAUGGAGCUUUCUCAUUUGAAACAUGUAAUGUCACAGAAUCGUGUUGGUUUCAUCCUCCGACUUGUCAACCAAAUUCAAAACAAUCAUGUUUGUCGGCUGUGCGGUGGAGAAUGCAGCCAGACGGAAUACAAAUAACUCUCGAAGGUGACACUACGGAUAUCUCCCAGACAGGUGCUACUUUCCUAGCUGCCGGAUUCAGCUACAAUCAGCGAAUGGAUGAUGACAUGGUGUUCGAGUGUGUUCUAUCAUCAACGGGAAUGAUCCUUGUUCAGCUGUCUUUCAAUGAUGAGACAAAAAACGAAGUUCUAUAUCAGCCAACAUCUGUUCUACUUGCAUCCGUUUCUUCCUCAGUAGUGGACGGUAUUCUAACCUGCUCUGGGAAGAUUCUGUUGGAUAAUAUUAAUAAAGUCGAAAAUCAAUCUCUCUUCAAGAUUCACGAUAUCGAAAACCGCGCACAUUACCUCAUCUUUGCUCGAGGAACAGCAAACCGUUAUACUCUUGAAAAGAACAUCCAUUCAGUCAAUGAUGACGCCCAAUUCCCGUGGAUCACCGAAGACAAAAUCUCAUUUUGUCGAAAGAAUUGUUCGACUGAAUCAACUAGAUUAGUUCAAGUAACGGAAAUGUACCAAACAAGAGUAACGCGUUAUUGGCGCUAUAGGAUUGCCGUUCUACACGGAGUUGCUCUGUUGGUCGCUUGGUGGAUCUUGGGUUCCUCUGCAAUUCUUAUAGCCCGUUAUUUCAAACCCUUGUUCCCACGUUCGAAAUUGUUAGGGACAGCUGUAUGGUAUCAAUUUCAUCGAGACUUGUUUAUAAUCUCACUUGUCUUACAAGUAGUUGCUGUGGUAUUCAUCUUCUAUCAGGCUAAUUGGACGUGGUAUGAAUGCUCUUACACGUGCAAUGCGGAUAGCUGGGCAAAGAAAAUGCAUGCCAUCACCGGCUUCGCAGCAACGGCAUUGGCAGUACUUCAACCAUUUUUCGCAUUUCUUCGACCAUCACCAGAUUCUGCGAAACGGCCAAUUUUCAAUUGGCUGCAUUGGUGUGUUGGAAUGACUGCCUGGACAUUAGCAAGUGUUACAUUCAUUUUCUCGUUGCAACUCGGGAAAACAGGCAUGAAUGCCGUUUAUGGACACGUCCCCAAUUGGAUCAUGGGAGGAUACAUUGCAUUCUUUAUCGGUUGUAAUAUUUUACUUGAAAAUAUUUCUUCAACAAAUGAUCGUCGAUUUGAGAAAUCAGGACCUAGCGGUAUGGCUUUAUCGACAAUCAAUGGACCUUCAAGUGAAUUACAAACAGGAGAAGAUACUAAACAAUCAUUGCGUCUCGGAGUCUUCUUCCUCCAUUUGGCUGUUGCAUUGGGAGUGUGCAUUGCAAUUACGGUAAUGCUUGUACGUCAUUUAUUAAAUCAUAAUCCUUAA